Prionailurus viverrinus (fishing cat) is the source of this 3966-nucleotide messenger RNA. It is a transcript of the gene CCDC3, whose product is annotated as coiled-coil domain containing 3. The record is from RefSeq and is a predicted model, not a curated record. The transcript has 5 exons. Gene Ontology annotation, biological process: negative regulation of gene expression. Bases 1215 to 1664 code for a protein of 149 amino acids. Gene Ontology annotation, cellular component: extracellular region. Lineage: Eukaryota; Metazoa; Chordata; Mammalia; Carnivora; Felidae.
UUAAAAAAAAAAAAAACAACACUGUGGGUUUGGACCAGAAAGCAUCCUUGAGCAACAUGUUUAUUCUAUGCUUCUCUCCCUCACCCUUAGCUACUACCUGGAAGAACCCACGGAGAGGAAAACCGACUUUCUUGGAAAAUAGGCAGAGGCAUGCUGAAAAUCUGCUACAGCUGUCCUCCAUACCUGGGAUACAUUUAAUCAGAACAUAAUGCACCUGCUGCCCAAAAACAGGGUGGGAGUCCCUUCCUUGCCAAGGGAAACGGAACAGCCCCUGGCUGCUGGUACAUUUGUCCCCCACAGGAUGGGGACAGAUGGGUGAUUGAGGGUUUGGGAAAGUUCUUUCCCUCAAAUGAGGAUCCAGCUGAUAGUCCUGCUGUGUGUUGCUUAUUUCCAAGCACUUCAGGGUGGUUUCCUCUGAACUUUAGCUUCUAGAACCCAAGACCUGGAGGGUUGAGGCUCUUCUUUGGAUCACACUUCCACACUCCCUCUUAAAUUGCAGGUCAACCGUUUGAUUUCUGCUGCCUUUGUCCUCCCAUAAAAGGGAUUUGGGGGCAUAAUUCUUCGAGAAAUCUCAAGUGCUUUUAAUCAAAAACUACUUUUGAUUCUUCAUCUUUUUUCUUGCAGCUAUUUUGAGUUUUGUUCUCCUUGGUUUGCGGAGGCUUCUAAAAAUGCAUUAGUUUCCAGCUUCACAGGUGAGAGCCGAGGUCUCCAAAGAGCAAAGUGGAUUCUGGCUGAAGCUGAGUCAGUAAUCAGCUUUGUUGGCCUUUGACUCUACCCAAUUUGCUUGCUCUGAGGAGGUGUGUAGAGUGAAUGUACACACAGAAAAUGUGUCAUGGUUCCUGUAUUCCAGGAAGAAAGAUGCCCCACAGGCUCACUCUCCAGCCUUCUUUUCCAGCAGGGGACCCAGAAGGACAGCUGGGAAAGCAGCAAGAUGACCAUCUACGUGUUGUCCUUUGGGAAUGACUUUCAAGUUCAUGGCUGCGGUGGCUGCUACCCAAAGUCAACAGCACAGAAACCUUCCUGCUAUAUCAGAACCUCUAUCUAAAAAUGGAUUGACUCAAUAGGAAAGCAACAGCAAAAGGAACCCAUCCACCAUGCUAUGAGAAAACAUGAGCAAUCAUGAGAGAAGCCCACGUGGAGGAGAACUGAGGCCCUCUAGCCAACUCCAAGUGAGCUCCUAGUCAAUAGCCAGUACUAAUUUCUAGCCACGGAGGAUGGAUGAAAAUUAUAACCUCUUGCCUCACGGAGUCAAUUUCCAAGAUGCCAUCUUUCCAGACACUCAAGAGAACAGAAGGAUGUUUUCCAGCCUUUUCCAGUUUUCGAAUUGUUCUCAAGGGCAGCACCUGGCAACUUUUUCCAGCGACUGGGAGAUCCAGGAAGACAAUAGGCUCAUGUGUUCAUCAGUGCAGAAGGCCCUGUUUGAGGAGGAGGACCAUGUCAAGAAACUGCAGCAGAAGGUGGCCACCCUUGAGAAGCGGAACAAGCAGCUUCGGGAUCGGGUGAAGAAGGUCAAGAGGUCGCUGAGGCAGGCCCGGAAGAAUGGGCGCCACCUGGAGCUAGUGAACCAGAAGCUCAGUGAGAAGUUAGCGGCUGCAGCAGGUGCCGUCCCACACAUUAAUGCCCUGGGGCAGGAGCCACCCGCUGCCACCUACCUGCGGGGGUAGCAGAGACUGAGCAGUGGCCUUGCCUGGCCCUGCUGGAGCAUGCUGCCUCUUACCAGGGAAUGUGAAGGGAUAGCAGGUUUGUCUGUGCACUCUUGUAGAUGAAUUCUAAAUAUGAAUUUGGUCGAGUGUCGUUGCUUAAAGGGGCAAGUCUUGCUUAUUUCCUUGGCUGCUGGGCUCCCUUCCCUCCCUGUCUUGCUCCCAGGCCUGGUGCUUGCCAGUCCAGAGCCAGGAAGAUCCUGGAGUGUCACGUGCUUGCCUAGGGCUUGUCCACCCUGGAAAGUGUACUUACUGUGGAAAGAACAUUUUAGAAUCUCUAGCGGCACAAGAACCCAGGGGUUCAGCCUUAUUUCAGAGGAGAAGCAGUAUGAUCUCAGCUCAGAGCUCCAGGACCACCAUUAGUUCUGAGGAGGGAUCUAUAGCAAAUCAUGGAACCUUCUGAUGUCUUAUUUGCUACAUUUUUGGAAGGAGGAUGGCAGUCUUGCAAAGCACCCAAGUAUACCUGUAAAUAAACCUGUGCAUGGUGUCCCUACCCCUGCCAGCAUUUCCUCACAGCUGAAGCAUUGUAAGACUUCAUAUGAGGUCCUAACAGGUAGCAUACUGAGUUGCGGCAGGGGGUAGGGGUGGGGAGCAGGUAAUCGAGUAAUAUGAAUUAUACCUGAUUUCUAACACCAGUUACCCAGAGCUAAAGAGAACAUCUAUGGGUCAAUCUAAAGGGGAAUUGCCUUUAUGGACUGGCCAUGUUUUAGCAAACCAUGUUCCUGAGCUGGAAGAGUCUGACCACUAAUAUGGCUUGCUCAUUAACUCCAUCUAGCUGCUCUGAUUUUGAGGGGAGUUGACCCAGUACACUAUUAACUUCCAUUCUGCAAAGACACCUCCUUACCUAAUGGAGUCAAGUUUCCCAUCCAGGCAGUUCUACAGAGUCUUGCCGCAAGCAUUUUCACAGCAAACAUUUUUGCCACGUAACACAUUAGCUGUAAGGUAACGUUGCUGUCAGAGGUGAAAUAACUAGUUGAUAGUUAGGUUUAAUUUCUCCACUGACAGAGUUCCCAUUUUUAUAUUGCAUGAAUCUUAGGCCUCCUAAUGGGCUAUACAGUGACCAGUACACAUGGUGGCCUUAAAAUGGUGCAUGAUAACUACAUAUAUGGACUUGAUAGAAAAUACAGCAACAAAGCUAAAUAGAAGUGUGAAAUAAGACUGUAAGGUCAGAUUGCAUACCAUACUGUCAUGCAAAAUGGUAAUUCAUGAGUUGAAAUAACUCGGCUAGAAAAGCAUUACAACAUCUAUCUAGAAGGCCUUCAUCGUACGAUACAAAGCUUAGUUACAAAUGUGCAUCCUAGUAUUUGGAAAACUAAUACCUCUCAAUGUAACAUGAAAAAAUUAUUUCUUAUGUCCUUUUUAAGGCUCCUCUUUUAUUUUUUGUUAGUUUAUCUUUUAUGGCCACAUUGCCUUCUGGCCAAUGUGUUAUGCAGUGAAAAUGCUUGUGGCAGAGAUGCCUACAGUGAAAAUACCGGACAUGGUUCCAGGCAUUCCAAGCACUUUCCACCUCCCUGGACUGUCCAAUCCUGGGAGCAAUGUUUUCACAUGAGUCCACAUGUCAGUGCAUCCAGUUUUGUACAUAGUCAGAACUCUUCACCCUCUUUGGAAAGACAGCUUCAAAGACAGUGCAAGUAAAAAGGGUAUCCACUAGGUCUAACAUCUGAGCCCUUACUUUAGUAGCAUUUGAUCUAGUCCCGGUUGUGUUACUCAGAAGGUAGCUGAGUGGCCGUCUUGUGAUUGUCUUCUGAUGGACCUCCAAAUCUACAAGUCUCCUUUCUGUGCUGUUCCAGAUGGAACCUGCAGGUUACUCAUCAGGAAAUCUCCCCCUAGACCACCCCAGACACUUCAGUGCUUGAUGAUGUUGUCCUUUCCAUUAGAAAUGCAAUUAUACUGUCAGAUCUCCCUUCCACUGCUUGUAGGAAAACCAAGUUUUUGCUCUGGCAGCUGGUUGGGAGGAUGGACUUGUGCCACUUGAGGGGCAAGCUGAUGCUCAAGGGGAGAAGUCUACACCCUGGACUGGAUGGAAUGGCAGCUUUUGCUUCAUUUCCAAGCUUCUGCUGCUCCUUUAUAGCUGUAUUCUUCAUAGCAUGAUACAAUGGUUAAUUCUUCCUGGGGCCAUUUCAUUAAAGCACUUUUGCUUCCACCCAAGGGAAUGACAAGCCUAAGGGUGAUUUACAGCUAGUGUUUUGAGAACUGUGGAACUGGAUCCCUACAGAUGCAUUAUGUUCUACCUUUUUAAUAAAUAUGAGCAGUAUUUCAGCCACAA